UUAUUUUGAAUUUUAGGAACAGGAAGUUAAACUUGUCGUCGUGUACUUGACAUUGUAGAGCGACUGAGAUUAUAGUCAUCCUAGUUGGUACCGUUCAUGGAUUAUUCCAGCAUUUAUCACGAAAAAACGGGGACAUGAACGAGAGCGCAUACAGACAGGAAGGCAUGAGGUUUGUGUGUCACUUAAACAGUCCGGGCAAAUGUUUUUAAAUUUGUAUAAUGUUCAGAAAUAUUGUCGGGGUCUGAACAGCUCGGCAUACAGAUGUUCCCAGUUGAGGAGAAAGAAACCGUUAAUCUGGUAUUUUAGUCUGGUAUCAUUGUGUGUAUUUUUUUAUUAGACUAUCUCAAUGUAUUGAGUCUAAUAAAUCCCGGCCAAACCAUGAGCAAUAUGCAGGAUAAAGCGACUAUCCGCCAGCAGAGCUCGGAGAAUAACUCUGUCAGCAGUAGUGAGUGGGAUAUGGCAAAUGAUGUGUUUGUGUCCGGCUACGACGACAGUCCGAUGGGAGACAGUGUCGCCGCUGGGGACCCGGACCAAGCGCAGCCCGGCUUGGACAGACACCUGCCGCUGUUACGGGCGGACUCGUUAUCACAGGAUGGCAUGAUGCUGGGCCUGGCUGGGGAAGAAUAUUCGGACUCAUCGUAUCUUUCCAUCGACCCAAACUAUACCGAAAGUGACGGGAAUGUCACAACCAAGAAGCGCAUACGGUCCAACAGCUCCAGGCACCGCGGCGAGAUCGUCACGGAGCUGGGACCGGAGGAGGUCAGGUGGUUCUACAAAGAGGACAAGCGCACGUGGAAGCCCUUCGUGGGACACGACUCUUUAAAAAUCGAGAUCGUCUAUCGAAGGUUCUGUGAGCAGAACCCCAACAAGGUCAAACGCCCCACCAAUCCUGCCGAGGCCGAGGGGAAGGAUGCGGUCAGGACCGGCGAGGUGCAGCCGGAGAGCGGGGCGGCGGACGGUGGAGGUGUCCUGGCAGAGUCGGAGGUGCAGCGGGGAGAAGGGCAGCAGCGCUCGGUGUCGGAGGAGACCAAGGACCCGGACGACAUCAGCAUCAGCGUGGAGGCAGUGUGUGUCAGAGGGGGGCUGUAUGAAGUGGAUAUCCGGGAGAAGGAAUGCUACCCUGUUUACUGGAACCCCUCUAGCAGCGGGACACGUCUCCAUCGGGGAUAUGUCGAGGAGGCAGCACCCGAGGACACCCCACCCGAAACCACACACAUCGUCUUUGUGGUGCAUGGCAUUGGGCAGAAGAUGGACCAGGGCCGCAUCAUCAGGAACACCUGCAUGAUGAGAGACGCUGCAAGGAAGAUGGAGGAGAAGCACUUCUCUGAUCGCACCACAGAGCAUGUAGAGUUUCUUCCUGUGGAGUGGAGAUCGAAACUGGCUCUGGAUGGAGACACAGUGGACUCCAUCACCCCAGACAAAGUUCGAGGUCUCAGAGACAUGCUGAACAGCAGCGCCAUGGACAUCAUGUACUACACCAGCCCUCUGUACAGAGAUGAGAUUACCAGGGGUUUGACUCUGGAGCUGAAUCGUCUCUACUCACUCUUCUGCUCACGGAAUCCUGACUUUGAGAAGAACGGGAAAGUGUCCAUCGUGUCGCAUUCAUUGGGCUGCGUCAUCACCUUCGACAUCAUGACGGGCUGGGACCCCGUUCGCUUUCAUCACCAAGAAGCGCCAGACCCGGAGGAGACAAAGGUCCGCUGGCCAAGUGAUGAGGAGCGCCACCUUCAGGAGCAGCUAAGACUCACACGCCUCAGGUUGAGGGACUUGGAGGAUCAGUUCCAGGGUCUGCAGACCUUGUCUUGUGUGGCAGUGCCAGCCUUGAAGUUCAAGGUAGAAAACUUCUUCUGUAUGGGCUCUCCUCUGGCUGUUUUCUUGGCGUUGCGAGGGAUCCGGCCUGGAAACAACGGUGUGCAGGACCACAUCCUCCCCACAUCUAUCUGCAAACGCCUCUUCAACUUAUUCCACCCCACAGACCCCGUGGCGUACAGAUUGGAGCCUCUGAUCUUAAAGCACUACAGUAACAUUACGCCUGUUCAAAUCCACUGGUAUAACACCACCAGCCCAACUCCAUACAAUCAGAUCCGGCCCACACUGCUCAACCUGCCGAAGGACACCGCAUCUGUCUCAGACUCAGAGAGCAUCCCCAGCCCCUGCACCUCCCCGCCCCAGGCCCGACGGCACUACGGAGAGUCCAUCACCAGCCUGGGCAAGGCCAGCAUCAUGGGUGCUGCAAGCCUUGGAAAGGGAAUCGGAGGAAUCCUGUUUUCCCGCUUUUCCCGUUCCAGUGGUCAGGUGGGGGGAGUGGAGGAGGAGCCAUCAGAUUCAGAGAGCGGAGCCUCCGAGGUCGAAAAUGUGGCAUCAGGAGAGGAAGGGGUAACGGUGACAGAGAGCGAAGACAAGGACAAACAGAUAGAGGAGGAGAGGGGGGAGGUGGAGCCUGCCAUGUCCCAGUCCACCUCAGCUGUCAUGGACAAUACCUCGUUGGAACUGGAGAGACGCAUCGACUUUGAGCUGCGGGAGGGCUUGGUGGAGAGCCGCUAUUGGUCAGCAGUGACGUCACACACGGCCUAUUGGUGCUCUUAUGAUGUGGCUUUGUUCCUCCUCACCUUCAUGUACAGACCACAGGAACUGCCUGAACCUGCAGACGACAACCCAGACACCUCGUAACAUAAGUGCAACCUGACACACCACAGCUGGGGUCACUUCACUCUCUAUUCACACCUUCUGAAAUACAAACUGAAAGCUACAUUUCUGAAACAUACUUCAUUCUUCAUUUUCUGAUUUCUUAAUUCAGAUAAAACGGUUCUCUGCUUCACAUAAUGUUCGAGUGAAAUACAGAGUAUAAAUAGAUUAUUUAAUAUAUUACUAAUUAUACAUUUUGGAAAUGUCAGAUAUUGUUUGAUCAAAUCAUGAUUAAUGCAACCUAAUUAUCUUUUACUAUUAGUUGAUUUGAUUGGAAGAAAGGUUACUUAAAGUCCUGCUAGCAGCCUGAAUGCUGCAAUGUUCAUGUUUGAGGCAACGCUUUAGAUUACGACCUUCACCAUACAGCAUUAUUCUUGUAAUUAUUUGUACUAAUGGUGUACUAGUACUGUAUGCACAGAUACGUACAUGUAGGUACAAGAGAACAUGUGAAGUGUGGGAAAUUAAAGGACUAGUGUGUAGGAUUCAACCAACUGAAUACCACUCGUCUUCAAAGUAUGUAGGAGAAGCUACGGUGCCCGCAAAACUCAUAAAAUGCCCUAGUUGGAGCCAGUGUUUGGUUUGUAUGUUCUGGGCUACUGGAGACACAUGGCACUUUAAUAUGUAGAUAAAAACAGCUAAUUCUAAGGUAACACACAAUGAUUCUUAUAUUUA
This is a messenger RNA of Morone saxatilis (striped sea-bass), 3357 nucleotides long. RefSeq names its product DDHD domain containing 1b (gene ddhd1b). Gene Ontology annotation, molecular function: glycerophospholipase activity; metal ion binding. Lineage: Eukaryota; Metazoa; Chordata; Actinopteri; Moronidae. Gene Ontology annotation, cellular component: cytoplasm. The record is from RefSeq and is a predicted model, not a curated record.